Messenger RNA from Gossypium arboreum, 1810 nucleotides. RefSeq names its product tocopherol cyclase, chloroplastic-like. Bases 147 to 1673 code for a protein of 508 amino acids. The transcript is spliced from 10 exons. NCBI's taxonomy places the organism in Eukaryota, Viridiplantae, Streptophyta, Magnoliopsida, Malvales, Malvaceae. Gene Ontology annotation, molecular function: tocopherol cyclase activity. The record is from RefSeq and is a predicted model, not a curated record.
UCGUUAAUGGCACGUUUAAUUUGUUACAAGAAAAAAAAGAAAAACGCUUUCAGUUUAAAUUCCAUUCUUCUCAUUUCCAUCAAGUUUCAAAAUUUUCUCCUCCUCUUUUUUUUCCCUCCACUUAUUUCAGAUUUUAGAGAUAUUCCAUGGACUCAAACAUUUGCUCACUCAACCAGCUUCACCAAUUUUCUUCUUGUUUUAUUGGACUUCACUCUCAAAACUCCAAAUCCACCCUUAAAUUCUCUCAAUCUUCAACUUUCAAUGCAUUCUCUCCAAGAGAACUCCGCCCUCUUAGGCUAGGGUUUCGAUCGAACUCGCCGGUUGUCGCAUGCCGCUCCGUCUCCGAGAUUGAAACUGAAACUUCUUCUCCGGCAGCCAAGAGGUCCGUUUCCGUCAGUCCGGUUUAUGUCCCCACGCCAGUUAAUCGAGACACUCGCACUCCUCACAGCGGGUACCACUUUGAUGGGACUACUCGACAAUUUUUUGAGGGUUGGUACUUUAAGGUAUCAAUCCCAGAACGAAAACAGAGCUUUUGCUUCAUGUACUCGGUGGAGAAUCCUGCAUUUAAGAGGACACUGACACCAUUGGAAAUGCUGCAGCACGGACCUAGAUUUACAGGAGUUGGGGCACAAGUUCUUGGUGCUAAAGGCAAGUAUAUAUGCCAAUACAGCGAGGAAUCUCAAAACUUUUGGGGAAGCAGACAUGAGCUAACAUUGGGGAAUACUUUUGUAGCCAACAAAGCCUCACGACCUCCAAGUAAGGAGGUUCCUCCCCAGGAAUUCAAUAGAAAAGUUUUGGAAGGCUUUCAAGUUAGCCCUCUUUGGAAUCAGGGCUUUAUUUGUGAUGAUGGCAGGACAUAUUAUGCAAAAACUGUUAAAACUGCACGUUGGGAGUACAGUACACGCCCCAUAUAUGGAUGGGGUGAUGUUGGGUCCAAGCAGAAGUCCACAGCUGGCUGGGCUGCAGCUCUUCCCAUAUUUGAACCCCAUUGGCAAAUUUGCAUGGCCAGUGGACUUUCAACAGGCUGGAUAGAGUGGGAUGGUGAAAGGUUUGAGUUUCAAGAUGCCCCUUCAUAUUCAGAAAAGAAUUGGGGUGGAGGCUUCCCUAGAAAAUGGUUUUGGGCUCAAUGUAAUGUCUUUGAAGGUGCUAGCGGAAAAAUUUCUCUGACUGCUGCUGGUGGAUUAAGGCAACUGCCUGGACUGACUGAGACCUUCGAAAAUACUGCAUUGAUUGGAGUGCACUAUGAUGGAAUUUUCUAUGAAUUUGUGCCAUGGAAUGGUGUUGUAACUUGGGAAAUUGCCCAGUGGGGUUACUGGAACAUUGCUGCAGAAAACAAAACACAUAUGGUUGAGUUAGAGGCAACAACAACUGAUUCGGGUACGACAUUGCGUGCUCCAACAGUAGAGGCUGGUCUUACUCCAGCUUGUUUAGACACUUGUUUAGGUGAUCUAACAUUGAAGAUCUGGGAAAAAAAUGUUGGUGGCAGUAAAGGCAAGCUGAUCUUGGAUGUUAAAAGUGACAUGGCGGCACUAGAAGUAGGAGGAGGGCCAUGGUUUAACACUUGGAAAGGCAAGACUACAACACCAGAGGUGAUUAAAAGUGCACUUCAAGUUCCAAUUGAUGUGGAAUGUAUAUUUGGUUUGGCUCCAUUUUUAAAACCCCCUGGGCUAUAAUUAGAUAAAAGAUCAUGGGCAGCAUAGGUGUGGAAUAUACUCGUCAAUCUUUAUAGUUAAAUGAGAAAUCAUAGGUGAUGAUCCAUAUGAUUGUAAAUGCAAAUGCCUUUAUAUCAAUUAUUCAUAUUUUAAAUUAA